AUGAACGACCCCUCAGACUGCACCGGGACCAGAACGAACCCUCAGACUGCACCGGGACAAGAACGACCCCUCAGACUGCACCGGGACCAGAAUGAACCCUCAGACUGCACCGGGACCAGAACGAACCCUCAGACUGCACCGGGACCAGAACGACCCCUCAGACUGCACCGGGACCAGAACGAACCCUCAGACUGCACCGGGACCAGAACGAACCCUCAGACUGCACCGGGACCAGAACGAACCCUCAGACUGCACCGGGACAAGAACGAACCCUCAGACUGCACCGGGACCAGAACGAUACCUCAGACUGCACCGGGACCAGAACGACCCCUCAGACUGCACCGGGACCAGAACGAUACCUCAGACAGCAACGGGACAAUGAACGACCCCUCAGACUGCACCGGGACCAGAACGAACCCUCAGACUGCACCGGGACAAGAACGACCCCUCAGACUGCACCGGGACCAGAAUGAACCCUCAGACUGCACCGGGACCAGAACGAACCCUCAGACUGCACCGGGACCAGAACGACCCCUCAGACUGCACCGGGACCAGAACGAACCCUCAGACUGCACCGGGACCAGAACGAACCCUCAGACUGCACCGGGACCAGAACGAACCCUCAGACUGCACCGGGACAAGAACGAACCCUCAGACUGCACCGGGACAAGAAUGAACCCUCAGACUGCACCGGGACCAGAACGAUACCUCAGACUGCACCGGGACCAGAACGACCCCUCAGACUGCACCGGGACCAGAACGAUACCUCAGACUGCAACGGGACAAGAACGACCCUCAGACUGCACCGGGACCAGAACGAACCCUCAGACUGCACCGGGACAAGAACGACCCCUCAGACUGCACCGGGACCAGAAUGAACCCUCAGACUGCACCGGGACCAGAACGAACCCUCAGACUGCACCGGGACCAGAACGACCCCUCAGACUGCACCGGGACCAGAACGAACCCUCAGACUGCACCGGGACCAGAACGAACCCUCAGACUGCACCGGGACCAGAACGAACCCUCAGACUGCACCGGGACAAGAACAAACCCUCAGACUGCACCGGGACAAGAACGAACCCUCACAGACUGCACCGGGACCAGAACGAUCCCUCAGACUGCACCGGGACCAGAACGACCCCUCAGACUGCACCGGGACCAGAACGAUACCUCAGACUGCACCGGGACAAGAACGACCCCUCAGACUGCACCGGGACCAGAACGAACCCUCAGACUGCACCGGGACCAGAACGAACCCUCAGACUGCACCGGGACCAGAACGAACCCUCAGACUGCACCGGGACCAGAACGAACCCUCAGACUGCACCGGGACCAGAACGACCCCUCAGACUGCACCGGGACCACAGAACGAUACCUCAGACUGCACCGGGACCAGAACGACCCCUCAGACUGCACCGGGACCAGAACGAACCCUCAGACUGCACCGGGACGACCUCGACUGACGGACCAGAACCCUCAGACUGCACCGGGACCAGAACGAACCCUCAGACUGCACCGGACGAAGACCUAGAUGCACGGACAGACCCCUCAGACUGCACCGGGACCAGAACGAACCCUCAGACUGCACCGGGACCAGAACGAACCCUCAGACUGCACCGGGACCAGAACGACCCGACUCAGACUGCACCGGGACCAGAACGACCCUCAGACUGCACCGGGACCAGAACGACCCCUCAGACUGCACCGGGACCAGAACGAACCCUCAGACUGCACCGGGACCAGAACGAACCCUCAGACUGCACCGGGACCAGAAGACCUCAGACUGCAACAGAACGAACCCUCAGACUGCACCGGGACCAGAACGAACCCUCAGACUGCACCGGGACCAGAACGAACCUCAGACCAGGACAGACGACCCUCAGACUGCACGGACAGAACGACCUCAGACUGCACCGGGACCAGAACGAACCCUCAGACUGCACCGGGACCAGAACGAACCUCAGACUGCACCGGACAAGACCCCUCAGACUGCACCGGGACCAGAACGACCCCUCAGACUGCACCGACGGACUGCACGGACACGAACCCAAUCAGACUGCACCGGGACCAGAACGAACCCUCAGACUGCACCGGGACCAGAACGAACCCUCAGACUGCACCGGGACCAGAACGAACCCUGCACCGGACUGA
Molecule: messenger RNA, 2154 nt
Organism: Knipowitschia caucasica
Lineage: Eukaryota; Metazoa; Chordata; Actinopteri; Gobiiformes; Gobiidae
Source: the annotation of a GenBank genome assembly